AUGUCGUCGAACGAAACAAAUACAACUGCAAUUACAACAAUUAUUGACAAUUCCGUAGCAUGGAGUGCUGUCGGAUUUUUAAUAUUUGUUGCUGUAAUCUUCAUUAUAUCAAUUAUAUUAAUACUUUAUUUUGAAAAAGUUUGCUGUUUUGCACGACAUCGAUUUUUAAAACAUCUAUUAAGACGAAUUACUAGAACGAAAAACUCUAAAUCAACAUCUACGACUACUCAACCUAUUGCAAUAAAAUCUAUGGAUAAAUUUGAAGAUAAAAAUAGAACUUCACAAAUUUCAGAAUAUCUUUGGAUAGCUGGUCAAUUUGAAGAAAGAAAAAACUUUGAACCAUCAUCAUUAUUAGAUACAACUGAAUUGGGCACAGAUUUACCAGACGAUGAUUAUACAACAUUAGUACCACCAGUAAAACAAAUAAAUAAUGCUGGACGAAAACUACCAGUAAUACCAAUAAUUAUUGAACAUAAAGAAAAUGAUUUACCAGGAAAAAAGGUAAAAAAGUUACAUUCAAAAUCUAAUGAUCGACGAAAGACAACAAUAACUCGAGUAUCAAGACGGCAACCAAGUGAUGAUCAUGAUUCAAUUGGAUAUGUACAAUCAGCUCCAUCAUCACCUGCUCUAUUACGUAGUUCUGGACAAAGAUCAAAACAUAAUCAUAGCCCUACGGAUCAACUUAAUGUUGAAACAAAAUCUAUAUCAAGUGAUCAUAGUCCAGGAUUCAUAAAUGCUCGAAGUAGUAGUUUUUCAUCGGGUACACUUGAAAUUCGAUUAAAACUUGAUGCUAAAAAUAGCAAAAUGUGGGUAUUUAUUAUAAAAGCAACAUUAGAAAUGGAUCAACGUGCAUUAAAACAAGCACUUAUUCAAAUACAUCUGGCUAUGUUACCUAAUAAACGUAUUCGUUUUCGUACACAAGCUAAACCUGCUGAUAAUGCUAUGUUUGCCGAAGAAUUUUUCUGUAAAGUAUCACCAGAAUCUAUUCAAACACAAGGCAUUCGUUUUCGACUAUAUCUAAAUAGACGAUUUAAACGUGAAAAACUUGUUGCUGAAGCAACAGUUAUGUUUGGUUUAAUUAAUCUUGAUGAAGAUAUGUGUAAAAUUAUUACGUUAGAACCAGUAUAUCCAUCGGAUGAUUCAGAAUUAGCUAGUAAUAAUUCACAUACAAGUAGUAAUGUACAAUCAAGAAAAGAUUCAUUAAUUUUAAGUGGAGAAACUACUAGUUCUACUUUACCAGAAAUUGAAAUUGGUUUAGCUUAUGAUACAAAGCAAUCGAUUCUCAUUUUUGAAAUAGGAAAAGGAAUCAAUUUUGGUAUGACUUUACAAGGACGUGUUCCAGAUACAUAUGCUCAACUAACACUUUUAAAUUCUUCUGGAGAAGAAAUGGCAUCAAAUCGAACAGUUACUCGCCGUAAUCAACAUCAUCCUGUAUAUGCUGAACGUUAUCCAUUUAACAUUGAAGAAAAUCUUCUUAAUCAAGUAACACUUGUUGUUACAAUUAUUAAUAAAAAAGCAAAAGGAAAAGAAGAUCGUAAUCUUGGUUGGAUAUCAUUUGGUCAUGGUGCCAGUGGUGAUUCUCAAGUAGCUCAUUGGGAUUCAAUGCUCAAUGCGCAAGGUGAAACUAUAACACGAUGGCAUGCUUUAUUAGAAAGUUAA
This is a messenger RNA of Rotaria sp. Silwood2, 1659 nucleotides long. The record is from the annotation of a GenBank genome assembly. Lineage: Eukaryota; Metazoa; Rotifera; Eurotatoria; Philodinida; Philodinidae.